Eupeodes corollae is the source of this 2102-nucleotide messenger RNA. Its product is annotated as U3 small nucleolar RNA-associated protein 6 homolog. Gene Ontology annotation, cellular component: Pwp2p-containing subcomplex of 90S preribosome; small-subunit processome. The transcript has 5 exons. Gene Ontology annotation, molecular function: snoRNA binding; protein binding. Gene Ontology annotation, biological process: maturation of SSU-rRNA from tricistronic rRNA transcript (SSU-rRNA, 5.8S rRNA, LSU-rRNA). The record is from RefSeq and is a predicted model, not a curated record. Bases 133 to 1932 code for a protein of 599 amino acids. NCBI's taxonomy places the organism in Eukaryota, Metazoa, Arthropoda, Insecta, Diptera, Syrphidae.
UGUUUUCCUUUGCUGUCGGAGCUCUUAGAGCAUGCAAAUUUUUACAAAUCUGAUAUUUUACAAAUAAUUUAAUUUUGUCUGAGUUUUUCUUAAAAAAAAUAUCUUCACUAAGUUUAAAAUUAAAGCUUAACUAUGGCAGAAGUCGUAGGUAUCCAUCAGGAACGUACAAUUCCCGAAUAUGAAUUGAUACGGAAGCAUCAAAUCAUGACCGAAGACAGAUUGAGGGCUAUUAUCCGAACUCGAGAAGCCUAUCAAUAUAAACUAAGCAAAGGUACAAAAACCCUUAGGGAUUAUGGGGUAUUUGUUGUGUUCGAGAAGAAACUUCACGAAAUGAUCAAGUCCAUGGAAAUAUCGAGAAAUCAACAAUUUCCUGGUCUUAGGUCUGCCAUGUCGAACCGCAUCGUCCGUCUGUACAAAGAAGCUAUUCGUUUUUAUCCGGAUGAGGCUCGAUUGUGGGAUGCGUAUUUGAAAUUUUGUAAAAACAAUUUCCCAUCUGAGGUGCCAACAGCAUACGAAAAGUUAAUUCAGAAACGCGGUGACAAACCAAAAAUCUGGAACAGUGCCGCCCUGUGGUUCCACGAACAAGGCAACAACCUUGAAAAAGUGAAAAGCAUUUUCUUCCGUGGCCUUCAACGUCAUCCGGAUAGUGAGCUGCUAUUCACUUCAUUUUUCCGUGUACUCCUUUCGGAAACGGCAGCCUUACCAGAGGAACAACAAGCUGCCAGUUUAGGACGGGUCAUUGCCAUAUACAACACAGCCAAAAAGAAGAUCUGCAAUGUCAAGUUCUUGGUGAAUUUGAUUAAACAAUGCGGUGAACCACAACACGUUCGGUUUACAGCGCCUCUUCAAAAACUAAUCGUCAACGACAUGAUGCUGCUGUAUCCCCGUGAAGAAGGUGUCUGGGAUGUUUUGGCUCGACGGGUCUUGGCCGGAGAACCUAUUGCUGACUUUCCCCACGAUGCGAUCAUCGAAAUAGGACUUGACGAAGGAAAUACGGAUGUUGUGAUUGAGAAAGAUAACAAUGACGACGCCAAAGCAUCAAAGCCAACACUGAAGGCGCGAAUCGAUGGAUGCUUUAGGGUUUAUCAAACUGCUGUUAAUAUUAUAAAAACUCAAGCAAUGUGGUCGUACUUCAUCAAGUGUAUGCUGGAUAUCAACAGCGACUUAUCCACCCAGGCCGUGUUGAAGCGCAAGAAGUUAGCGAGUGCUUUCAGAGGAGCACACGACGCCAAUUGCAUGACUGAGGAACACUACUACGCAUACAUAAGUCUCCUAGUUGAAUCAAAAUCCAACAAAGAUUUCAUCAUAAAAAUGAUGACAGAAGCCACAAACCGCUACCAAUCGAUGAAGCUGUGGGAACAACGUUUAGCAUUUUACGUAAUGGAAAACAAUCGCGGCAAGGUCUACGAGAUUUUCCGCGAAGCCACAGAUUUGCUCGGUACUAAUUCAUUUCCCAUAUGGAAGUUGGCCAUUCAGUACUUUAUGACUUGCUACGAAGAGAAAGCAUCAAAAUUGCAACAGUUGAUGAGGGAGGCUUGCGCUUUUGAGGCGCCUCAAUUUCUGUCGUUUAGACCACAGUUCUUGGAAUGGUCAGUUGUGAAUCAGCCUCUGUCGUCAACUCGUAGUCUUUACGAAGAACUCAAAACCUUAUCUCCGCCCUGUUUGGAAUUGCACCAAAAAAUGGCCCUUUUAGAAUCACAAGCUCUUAAACCUGACAUUGAAAAAGUGAGAAUCUGCUACGAGAAUAGUUUGUUUGACUUUGGAAAGACGCGCACAGAUGUUUGGAUCGAUUACAUUAAAUUCGAGCGUGACCAAGGCGAACCAAAGCGAGUGUCAAGUUUGUGCGAACGAGCAAAGAUCACUCUGAUGCCAUUGUUUGUGGAUAAUUUUAUAACGGAACACUGUCUGCUUACAGUUGGGGCUUAUAAAUAAAAUUUGUAUCGUUUUAUUUAAGAAUUGUUGUUUUUUCUUUUUAUUUUCAAACCUUAACUCAUAUGAAUCAAAAACAGAACAACCUUAGAAAAGAAUAAGAAAAUGUAAAGAUUAAAAUUGCUGUAAACUUAACUUCUUGUCAAAAAGAAUAAACCUUACUUUUAAAUACA